Molecule: messenger RNA, 1553 nt
Organism: Eurytemora carolleeae
Lineage: Eukaryota; Metazoa; Arthropoda; Copepoda; Calanoida; Temoridae
Exons: 6
Coding region: 1-1020 (339 amino acids)
Source: RefSeq, a predicted model, not a curated record
AUGUCGUCUUCCCUUCCAAUUCGACCACUGUACUUGUAUUUGUGUAGGAAAACUGCCACCUUAAGAUCUGGAGUAUCUUUAAGUUCCAAAUAUUCUGAUACUCCUAAACCUAAACUCAGAAGUAUAGCAGCUAGUAAGGGAUGUCUGGAUGACAGGAAACUCUCAAUACAAGAGGAAAACUUCAAUAGAUUUCAACAAGAGACAACACCUAGAUCUAUUCUUUCCGAGGGGGAGAGGGCACCUCGUUCAAUACUUUGCGAAGGGGAGAGGGCACCUCGUUCAAUACUUUGCGAGGGGGAGAGGGCACCUCGUUCAAUACUUUGCGAGGGGGAGAGGGCACCUCGUUCUAUUCUUUCUGAAAGUCUAAGAGGACAAAAGUCAAUUCUUUCAGAUUUGGAACGGGGACCUCGGUCUUUGGUUCCUGAACUGGAAAGGGGUCCACGGUCUUUAAUCCCCGAGCUGGAAAGAGGACCUCGGUCUUUGGUUUCGGAUUUGGAACGAUGUUCCAGGUCUUCAAUUCCUGAUUUGGAUAGAAUACCUCGUUCUGUUUUCUCCGACGGGGAUCGACAUGUUGCAUCCAUAUGUGAGCGAGAAGACCGUCGUAGCUCCCUAGUACCCAGGGGGAUCCAGAAAUUCGUCCUAGGGGAAGAUGAACAUUGUCCAGGGAUUCAAGGGAUUCAAGGGAUUCAAGGGGAGGAGAUACAGUUUGCUCUUGGUCCUAGAUCUAACCGGGAUAGUUACAGAACAGGAAGAGAAAAAGAGAAAAGGAAAAAGAAAAAUGGAAACUAUCAUACAGUCAGCUAUCGACAGUUCUACAAGACUGCUCUACCUGUUCUCCACUAUACUCCGUAUACUACACAGCUACGGAGAACAAACAGUAUGGGAGCUUCGUCCCAUCAUAUUUAUAACCUUUACAGAGAGAGUGAUGUAUACAGUAGACCCCUUUAUCCUAAUCCAAUAUUAUUCAACAGUACUGCACCAGGAUCUGAGUGGAGGGAAACCAAUAACAUGAAAUUCUAGAUAUCCUUUUAUUUAAUAUAUGUCAUACAAAGUAUGAUCUUAAAUUUUUCAAAAAAUUAAUUGAAAAAGUGCAGGUGGAAAGUUGUUUAAGGGCAUAACUAAUGUAAAAAUCGACCCAAAUAUAUGUAUUUACUGUCCAAAGGUACUUUAAUCAAGUCGCCCUCUCAUUGGUCAACAGUUGAAAGGUUUGGCAACAGCAAGAUUGUUUAUUAUGAUGUCAGCCAUCUUAUUCCAAGCUUUACAAAUAACUAAAUUUAAAAGUCUCAGAUCGUCUGUGUACGUAUAACUCCAUUUUAUCGAAAAAUCUCCACCUCGUUUGUAAUUUUUUAAAGAAGUCUCCCUUUAAAGUUUUUUUUAUUUAAAAUUUAGCAUGAAGACCCUUUAUAUUAGCAUACAUUCUAGUCCGAGGCAAAACGCUGAAACACCUUUCAAGAAAGUUUCGAGUGUUUUUCUCCACCACGAUGUUAUUUUUAAUCAUUGCUAUGUAUCAACGAAAUAAAUAAUAUAUGCAAUAAAACAUCUGCAGACACUUU